AUGGCUGGCAACCUUCGUCCGCCAACAGCACCAUAUAGCGAGCCCCUUCUCCCACAACUCGACCUCCGCAACCCGUACUACACAGACUUGCACCACAACCUACGCGCCACCGUGCGCGAAUAUGUAGACACAUACAUCGCAUCAUACGCACAUGAAUGGGAAGAAGCAGGCCAAGUCCCUGAAUCUGUCCGAAAACGCCACUGCAAGCUAGGCUAUGGCAUUGUGCACCCACUCACAAGCGAAGAGGACUGUGCUGGCCUGUCACUGCCUGGAGACGUGCCACGUGAGAAAUGGGAUACAUGGUGCUCAUUGAUUGUCUCGGACGAACUUACGCGUGUGGGAUACGUUGGUGUGGUAUGGGGACUUGGAGGGGGCAAUGCGAUCGGGUGUCCUCCGGUCGCGCGGUUUGGGACCAAAGAGCAGAGACAGAGAUGGCUUCCUGGUGUUGCAAGGGGAGACAUUAGGUUUUGUUUGGGAAUCACCGAGCCUGAUGCUGGCUCUGAUGUGGCUAAUAUUAGGACUACCGCUCAGCGAGACGGUGAUCACUAUAUUGUUAAUGGUGCGAAGAAGUGGAUCACAAAUGGUGUUUGGGCUGAUUAUUGCACUGCUGCCGUUCGAACUGGUGGGCCUGGUAGGUCUGGGAUCAGCCUACUCGUUAUUCCUCUCGCUGUUCGAGGAGUGAGUCGCAGACGCAUGCAUAACUCGGGCGUCAAUGCAAGUGGCUCAACCUUCAUCGAGUUGGAUGAAGUGCGCGUCCCUGUCGCAAAUCUCCUCGGACAAGAGAACAAGGGAUUCCCGCUGAUCAUGUCAAAUUUCAACCCAGAGCGCUUAGCUCUCGCCUGCGCAUCCUUACGACUUGCUCGCGUCUGUGCCGAAGACGCAUUUAAGUACGCCGUCCAGCGUGAGACAUUCGGGUCUCCUCUAAUCGAAAAACAAGCCAUCCAGUCCAAAAUCUUUAAAUUUGGCCUCAUGAUUGAGCCGGCUUAUGCUUUCAUGGAACAGCUGGUCAAUAUCCUUGAGAGCACCAAGAAUCGUAAAUCUGACGACGUCAACAUCGGCGGCAUGACUGCGUUGCUGAAGGUCAUGUCAACAAGAGCUCUCGAGAAGAGUGUCCGUGAAGCUCAACAAAUUCUUGGAGGGGCAGGCUAUAACAGGGCUGGAAAGGGCGCUAGAAUCGAGCAGAUCAGUCGUGAUGCUCGAGUCCACGUGGUUGGGGGUGGAAGUGAGGAAAUUAUGGCCGGACUGGCGCUAAGGGAGGAGACAAAGGCACUCCGUACCAGAAGAGCUGCGUUGGAGAAGAGAGCUUCCAAGGUUUGA
Messenger RNA from Penicillium salamii, 1317 nucleotides. NCBI's taxonomy places the organism in Eukaryota, Fungi, Ascomycota, Eurotiomycetes, Eurotiales, Aspergillaceae. The record is from the annotation of a GenBank genome assembly.